Messenger RNA from Tremella mesenterica DSM 1558, 746 nucleotides. RefSeq lists its product as uncharacterized. The annotation marks the transcript as partial. The record is from RefSeq and is a predicted model, not a curated record. NCBI's taxonomy places the organism in Eukaryota, Fungi, Basidiomycota, Tremellomycetes, Tremellales, Tremellaceae. The transcript is spliced from 2 exons.
CACGGUCUUCUCGAAAGUGACCGUGUAUACCUCUACCAUCUGAUACAGUCUUCAGGUGUGGAACCGAAGAUGCCACCCCGACGAAGAGCACCUCGAGCUUCUCUUCCCACUCCUGCCCAUUCAAAACGGGGGGAUGGCGAUGACGUAUCAGCCGCAUCGGCGGCAUCGACUCCAGUGACUCGCUCAAGGCGUAAGACGAUGAGUGACGGCGGAGGCCUUCAGACUCCUGCUAGUCUGACCGAUACAGAAGAAGUUCAAGUUCAAGUCAAGCAAGAGACGGUUAGUAGACCACAGACACGGGGCAAGAAGAGAAAAGUCAUCUCCGAUGACGAAUCUCCGUUUGAGGAUACGUCCCUCGUCACUUCCACUGCCCACAAGUACACCCUCGAGGUCGCGAUCCCCACCCGACGUUCCAGAUUAGGUCAGGUCAAGACGGAGAGCAACGAUAAUAUGACUCUCGGUUCCCCUCCAAGCAAGAGACGGCGGACAGAAAAUGGGCUUAUGAAGGAAGAGGCUAUGGUCAAUGUCGAAACGGUCGGAGCUUCGUCUUCCCGACAACAGCAGUCUCAGAGAAAGGCCGAAACAGAAGAUGAAACCGACCCACAGCAACCCUUCACUAUCGGAAAACAUGCUGCCGUCAAAAGAGCUCCGCCCGAUGCGCUUCUCUUGGACGAAGAAAAGCCAAACGGAAGGAAGAGCCGCGCCAAGGGCAAAGCAAAGCAAGUAGCGCAAAGCGAAGCAGACAC